Molecule: messenger RNA, 1857 nt
Organism: Serendipita indica DSM 11827
Lineage: Eukaryota; Fungi; Basidiomycota; Agaricomycetes; Sebacinales; Serendipitaceae
Source: the annotation of a GenBank genome assembly
AUGCUCAGCUCCUUCUUAUUAGCAAAAGCGUCCACAAAGGGCAAGGAAUAUGCCGUAGAUUCCGCUUUAGAUGCACUUUUCACCUCCAACACGAAGCACACUAUCACAGUACCAGAGACUGAGGCAGAAACAACUAAAAUCGACAAUCAUUCAGCGUCGACCACUAAGAGAAAGCGCGACACCGUUCAAAGUGCUGUUCCGAUUAAAAAACGAAAACGAGAUCAACCAGAGGUGGCCCCUCAUCCAAAAGGGCCGAACACUAUCCGCGCAUCUAGAAAAGAUGAAGAAGAUGUGAGAUCUUCCUCUGAACCUGUCGAAGAGAAGGAGUUCAGGAAAGGAAAAGCGGUAAGGGUCAUCAAGGUGACGGACGAUAUCCAGGAGCUAGGGGAAAGAUAUUCGAAGCAGACGCUACAUACCCCGAAAUCUAAAAGAGGCAUAGAGAAAGGCCUAACAUACCCUCCCAAGGUCACCUCCGUCGAAAACAGGGUUGUACCCGCCGUGGAAAGCGAUUCUAGCGAAUCAGAAGACGGCCACCAAGGACUGGUUCACGAAACUGUGUCAAAGUCUGGUGCUGUCAAGAUUCCCAAAGAGAGGAGGUUAGCCUAUGUUCCAGACGGCGAAACCAAGGAACAGCGUGAAGAAAGGACGGUUUUCGUAGGGAAUUUACCUCCUGAAGUGGUCAAAUCCAAGCCCUUGCAGAAAUCUCUGAAGCGCUGCAUAACUGGUCCCUUAGCGGACCUAGGCUCAGGAAUCAAAAUCGAAUCUAUUCGUUUCCGAUCGGUUGCCUUCAAGGCACCAACAAAUCCGCAGGCGCUCAAAGAGUCUGAGCCGACCGAGGGCAGUACACGAAGGAAGGAGCGGGCAGCUGCUUGGAGAAAAACUAAGCAGGAGGAAGAGGGUGAAGAACUAGAGCAGCCAAAAGAAUAUCUAACUCCUGCGGAGAAGAAGCGGAUAGCGUUCAUCAAGGGCGAACUUCAUGAUCAAGCGGCAUCUGUUAACGCCUACAUCGUUCUUGCUCACCCACAUCCAAACUCAAAGGAGCUGGCUGGCAUGAAUCCUUACGAGGCUGCAAAGUUAGUGGCGCGGACCAUGGACGGAAGCUCUUUUGAAGGAAGGACCCUACGGGUGGACAGGGCUUCCAGAGGGGAUAUAGGGCAGGAUCGGGAUCCAGCAUCCACCAUCUUUGUCGGAAGUCUCGACUUUAACGCCAAGGAAGAGGACUUGCGCGCCUUUUUCGAGACCCUACUUGCAACUGAACUCGGUCCCCCUUCGGCCAAGGUAGACCCUGAGGAUAGUGGAGAUGAUUCCGACGAAUCCAGCGAUGAUGGUGAUCAGGGAAUUAGGGGAAAUGGCCAAGCAAAGUGGGUUCGUAGCGUUCGCAUUGUCCGGGAUAAGGAUACGCAGCUGGGCAAGGGAUUCGCAUACGUGCGUUUUUCGGAGCGCACUUGCGUCGACGAAGUAAUGGCGAUGGAACCCACCAAGCUCAAGUUCGCCAAGCGCAAGCUGAGAGUUGAUCGGUGCAAGACUGCACCCUCGGGGUCAAAGACCUCGAUGAGCACACCCAAAAGAGACACCCGUCAAAAACGCCAUGUCGAGAAGCCGGUGGGCAAGAAACUUCGAGGCGAUCCGUCUCUGGGUGAGAGAUUGAAGGGGUUAUCCAAAGAAGAGAGGCGCGAAGCAAAGAAGAAUGACCCUACGAGGCAAGCUCGGCGGAUGGAAAAGAAGAAAGCUCGAGCCGUUCUGGAGAAGGAUCUCAGCAAGGCAGAUAAAAGUAGAGUCCGGGAGCGGAAAGUCAGAAGUAUUUCAAAGUCGAAGGACAAGCCAAAAAGGAAGUACGGCAAAUCUUCGAAGUCAUGA